GUGGAUGGGGCAGGCUAGUAUUUCUCGCUUAUCUCACAUUUUCUGCCUGAUAUUAACAUGAAACUGUGUGCAGACUGCCGCAUGUGUCGUACAUUAGUGUUGUGGAUGACUGUAAGUAAUGUAUCAGUGGUGCUAAAGGUGGCAUGACGCGAGCUUGCUGACUAGCGGGUUAACGUAACGUACACGGCUUUGCUGUAAAGCUGUCAACAAAUUCAUCACGUUUGAUAUUUGAGUCAUUAUUUUAUUAUGCAUAGUAGUGAUUUCCUCCAGGUGUUAAAAUCAGUUAUAUGAAUUUAACUAUGUCAGCUCAGGCAGACUUAACAUUCAUUAGUUUUGACAACAAUCCGAUCUUUUAAUUAGGGCUUGUCAGCUGUCCAUGUGAUCUCUUUCGUUCAAUAUUUGUAUUUUCCGAUAUUAAGAUUUACUGAGCCAAAGAAGUCUAUACGUACAGUACAUAUUUUUGUCAAGUCUCCUUUCCAUGUGUAUGAAAGAAUCACCAAAAUACCUUUUAUACACAGACAAAACCGGUGAAAAUGGAACUGUAUCUAAAAUGAGCAAAUUGUGAACAAAACAAUUGCAAAUUAAUGUUUAUACAAAAUGUAAGAGACUUGCAACAAUAUCACUCUAAGAAUAGAAACGUGACUCAGAUAGGGCAUUGAUUUCUAUCUGUAUCUCCCUCCCUAGUCUUUCUUGACCUCUACUGUUCCUUACCCUCUAUUAAAAUAUGUUAACCAGUAUAUCAUAAGCUACAAGUCAGAAACUCUUAUGUAUGAGGCGCGGCCAAAAUCAUAUUGUAUUGUGUCCCAAAGCACAACUAGUAUACGUGAGCAGGUAGAGCUGUUGUCAACUAAGCAGCUAAUGACACACAUUAAUAGGCGGUUAAAUAAACAAUGUAUAACACAUCUGCCCACACUGUGUUGACACAGAGUCGGUUAGAAAUCUUCAAAGUGUCUCCACUAGUUAUGAUAAAUUAAGGUUUUGUAACCUUAACCGAUGCUCAAUGCUUAUCUUUGCAGAAGAAAAUUAGCCAACUCUGCAUUUGUCUUAAAGUCCUUCCGGGCCCGAAGCCGUCUCUAUCUUUUAUGUGCAUCGCCAAUACUUGCGUGUACUGUUGAUCACGUCUCUGGUCGUGUCGUUUUUAAGAUGCGGAGGCUUCAUAGGUCGGGGAGAAUACAACAGCAUGUCAGUUGAUCCAGGUCGUUUUGCUUGCUUCUGUGGCUGCAAGACGCUGCGUUUGUGUGCCAAUUGGUUUCAUAUCUGGCAACAUGGGGCGUCAAAAUAGGCAGGGGUCAUACAAGAUGUCUAUAAAAAUGCAAUAGAAAAAAACUUAGAGAAUCCUAAAGUAUGCCAAACAUAUGUCAUAUAGUAUGUCAGAAAAUGUGUAAAUAUAUCAUUGUAUUAUACCAUUUGAGUUUUUUGAAACUAAAAGUCAAACAUGUUGCGUGUUUGACAAUUGAACAAUCGUGGUGCAGUUAGGCUUCAUCUAAUUAAUAGUUAUCAGACUAUUUGUAUCCUUGAAACCAUCAAAGUAUGCAGUGUGGUCUCACUGGUCUCUGGUUCAGGUGAUCCUCCCAAUAAGAGCACAUUCAAACACGCAUCACUGAAUCCCUACUUGUUAUAUUGGCAAAUGUUUGUGGUUGGCGUUUGCAACAAUAACUUUAAUUCAUUUCAUCUUUAAGUUUUUGUUCAAUCAAUAACCCAAUAGUAAAGCCCACCUAUUGUGUUCCUCCGUAUGACUAUAGCCAGCCCCAGUGUUAUGGCCGCAGGGGUCACCGGAAGCGUCUCUGUGGCCUUGCACCCUCUGGUUAUCCUCAACAUAUCCGACCACUGGAUCCGCAUCCGCUCACAAGAGGGACGACCAAUGCAGGUGAUCGGCGCCCUGAUCGGGAAGCAGGAGGGAAGAAACAUCGAGGUGAUGAACUCCUUUGAGUUGCUGUCUCAGACCGUCGAUGACAGAGUGCAUAUUGACAAAGAGUACUACUACACCAAGGAGGAGCAAUUUAAACAGGUCUUUAAAGAGAUGGAGUUCUUAGGCUGGUACACCACAGGCGGCCCCCCUGAAGAAUCAGACAUCCACAUUCACAAGCAGGUGUGUGAAAUUAUUGAGAGUCCUCUCUUCCUCAAACUCAAUCCAAUGACCAAGCAUACGGAUCUUCCCGUUAGCGUUUAUGAAUCUGUGAUUGACAUCAUCAAUGGCGAGGCUACCAUGUUGUUUGCUGAGCUGACGUACACUCUGGCCACAGAAGAAGCGGAGAGAAUCGGGGUCGACCACGUAGCUCGAAUGACGGCCACGGGCACGGGAGAAAACUCCACAGUUGCUGAACACCUUAUAGCGCAGCACAGUGCGAUAAAGAUGCUCCACAGCCGGGUGAAGAUAAUUCUAGAGUACGUCAAAGCCGUGGAAUCAGGAGAGGUGCCAUUUAACCACGAGAUCCUCCGAGAAGCCAACGCCCUGUGCCACAGAUUGCCCGUCCUCAGUACCAUAAAAUUCAAAACUGACUUCUAUGAUCAAUGUAAUGACGUGGGCCUCAUGGCCUACUUGGGCACCAUCACCAAGACCUGCAACAGUAUGAACCAGUUCAUCAACAAGUUCAACGUCCUGUACGACAGACAGGGAAUCGGCCGGAGGAUGAGAGGACUCUUCUUCUGAGCCGGCAGAGAGACGAACAUGCACUGCAGUUUCUUUUUUGUUCUCUUUGGACAUGUUUGUAUUCUUUGGUUAGCGAAAACAAAUCCUGCAGUAACUUUUCAAAUAAGUUUACUGUUUUCAACCACAAGUGUAUUGAAAAAGCACUUCAUUACACAAAUCUAAAAGAGAUAUGUACAAAAUCGCUAAACCCCUUUCUUGGUUACGCACAGAAAUUAAUCCACUAUACAUGAACGUUAUAUUUUACCCCGUUUGUUUUAUUGUUUCAUGUUGCUGUAUGUAAUAAAUGAUCUGCUGAUUUUUUUCAUUGGACUUUGACUCCUCUUCUUUCUAAGAUUGUAUAGUAUGUCAUGAAAAAAAUAUUAAAACAUGGAAUAAUA
Messenger RNA from Pseudoliparis swirei, 3027 nucleotides. It is a transcript of the gene cops6, whose product is annotated as COP9 signalosome subunit 6. Lineage: Eukaryota; Metazoa; Chordata; Actinopteri; Perciformes; Liparidae. Gene Ontology annotation, biological process: protein deneddylation. The transcript is spliced from 9 exons. The record is from RefSeq and is a predicted model, not a curated record. The coding region runs from base 1733 to 2650 and encodes 305 amino acids. Gene Ontology annotation, molecular function: protein binding; metallopeptidase activity. Gene Ontology annotation, cellular component: COP9 signalosome.